UGGAUUGCUCCUCUCUCCAGUUCUUUUCUCUCUCCUCCGUCUUGCUCUCCUUCCUUUCCGCCCUUUCCCACUGUUCUCGAGCGUCCAACUCCGUCUGUCUCCCUUCCUUUCCGCUUCUACCUUAAUCGUGCAUCCCUCUCUGUGCCUUUCUCCCUCCGACUUAUCUCCAGUGGUGCGGCGUGCCCUGAGAAAUUUGUUACAAACGUGGAACUCGACCCUUUGCACAUAUCUGAGCCAUCAAGCCUUUUAGUUAGGGGGACGGGAAUCAGAAGAAAAAGCACGAUACAAGGGCAAUUACAGACAGUACCUGUUCUGGUCUGGUCAAGGUCCGUACCCAGUUAGGCUGUUUCUGCUACAGUCCCCCACUCUAACGGUAGGGCGAGAUACUUCCGCCGCCAUGCUCCCUCCAAGUACCUCCGAUACGUACAUUUGCCUACCCCUGCGCCAUUGCACAGAGUGAGAGCGGGAGUGAGAUCCAUGAGGUGAGGUGAGGUACUUUAUCCAAGCGUGGAUAACUUCCAUGUCUUGUCUCUCCUCUCCCCCCUCUCAGUCUUCUCCGAGUCCUCCCCCCCGUGCCUCACAAACCCGUCCUGGCCGUCUAAAUGGCCGAAGCACUGUCCAAUUCAUCUACUGCUAUGCCGCCUGCAUUCUGCACAAACUGACUGCGCGCACCGCUGCUCCCAGACACUGAAGGGGUUGACUCGAGGUACCUUACCUUCGCCUACCUACCUACCCACCCACCCCCGUCUGCCCCGGUACCCAGCUGUACUCUGCACUCUGCACUCUGCACUCCCCUCCCCCCUUCACAGCGGGUUUAUGGACAACGCUGUCAUCAAACACCGCGACAGCGCCUCCCGGCCCCUUCAGCCAAAAUAAUUCUUGCCCCCUUCCGACCACUCCCUUUCAAUUCUGCUACUCCCUCGCACGAACCACACAUCUCGCCCAAGUUCCAGCCAACACCACCACAACACAACCUCGGACGGACAUCGACGACAACGACGACGACGUUACGCUGAACACUCACGGUCGCUCGUUUUCCCUCUCACAAUUCAUUCAACAAUAACAGUCUGCUUUACUUCGACCUCCGCAAUCGAUUACCCCGUCCUGGAAUACCACGCAACACAUCGUCUCCCUUCCCCGUCUGGGACCAACGUUGCGGCCGGACGUGGCCAUACUGGAGGACCACUCGGGUUGAUCGGGCUGCUCGCCCGUAUACCAAGAGACCACGAUGGCGCCCACGAACGAAGAAGGGCCCAACGCGGCCCUUGAUCCUGCUAACGAUCCCGCCAACGAUCCCGAGGGUCCCGCGCUGACAACAUUGAGGACGAGAUGGGCUACCCGCAAGAUGACGAUAAAGAGCAGCAACAAGAAGAGGCUUUCCAUCAUGCACCGCGCCGGCCACAAGAAACAUAACAGCGAGAAGAGUCGUAACUCCGGCGGCACUGAAUCUUUACAAACCGAGGCCAACACGGCCACUGAUCCCGAGGAAGGAAAUGGUGGCAGGAAAAUGUUCUUCAACCUCCCUUUGCCCGCGGAGCUUCUAGACGAGGAAGGUCACCCAAGUCAGCAUUUUCCGAGAAACAAGAUCCGCACAGCAAAGUAUACGCCCAUAAGUUUCGUUCCCAAGAACUUGUGGUUUCAAUUCCAGAAUAUCGCAAACAUCUUUUUCCUUUUCCUCGUCAUCCUGGUGUUCUUCCCCAUUUUCGGCGGUACGAAUCCAGGUCUCAACUCGGUACCUUUGAUUUUCAUCGUCACUGUCACGGCAAUCAAGGAUGCCAUCGAAGAUUACCGUCGCACCAUUUUGGAUAUCGAGCUCAACAACGCCCCCGUUCAUCGUCUGCGCGGCUGGAACAACGUCAACGUCGAGGAUGAUAACAUUUCUCUGUGGAGGCGCAUUAAGAAGGCCAACAGUCGCUUCUUUGGCCUUGUCUGGCACACAAUCGAAAGCAUUUGGUCCAAGAAGGCUAGGAAUGAAUUGGCAGUGCGCAAGAACCCAGAAGCGUACGCCGAUGCGCCGCGACCCUCGGUUGAGACCCACAUCCCUCGAGACUCCUUCAACCAACCCCGAUCCAAUCGAGACUCGUUUGUAUCCGCCCGAGAGGAUAUCCAGAUGACGCCGGUUCCCUCUCCACUUCCCCGUCAGACUCUCGAGGUCCCGCAAGAAGACGACCACAAGCGCGUCAGAGAGUUGAUGCAACGAAAGGGAGACGUGGUGAACCGCAGUGCACCGGUCAAAGGUGACGCCCGAUUUCACAAGGAUCACUGGAAAGACUUGAGAGUUGGCGACUUUGUGCGGAUUUAUAACGACGACGAGCUGCCAGCUGACAUUAUCGUACUGUCCACAUCUGACCCAGAUGGCGCCUGCUACGUCGAAACCAAAAACUUGGACGGCGAGACGAAUUUGAAGGUCCGACAAGCACUGAGGUGUGGUAGAUCACUGAAGCAUGCCAGGGACUGCGAACGAGCCCAGUUCUGGAUCGAGAGUGAACCGCCGCAGCCCAAUCUCUACAAGUAUAACGGUGCCAUUCGUUGGCAUCAAACCUUCGAAGACUCAUCCGAGCCCGACUUGAUGACCGAGCCCAUUACGAUCGACAACUUGCUUCUCCGUGGCUGCAACCUGAGGAACACGGAAUGGGCCCUUGGAGUCGUCGCCUUCACGGGACAUGACACCAAAAUCAUGAUCAACUCUGGUAUCACGCCCAGUAAGCGUCCCAGAAUCGCCAGGGAAAUGAACUUCAAUGUUAUUUACAACUUCGGCAUUCUCUUCAUUCUCUGCGUCUUGACCGGCAUCGUCAACGGUGUCGCAUGGGCGAAAACGGACGCAUCUUUACACUUCUUUGACUUUGGGUCUAUCGGAGGAACGGCACCCAUGUCCGGCUUCAUCACAUUCUGGGCCGCUCUUAUUGUGUUCCAGAACUUGAUUCCCAUUGCUCUCUACAUCACUCUCGAAAUUGUCCGCCUUCUGCAGGCGAUUUUCAUCUACAGCGACGUUGAGAUGUACUACGAACCCCUGGACCAACCCUGUAUUCCAAAGUCGUGGAAUAUUUCCGACGACCUUGGCCAGAUCGAGUAUAUCUUCUCCGACAAGACCGGUACACUGACACAAAACGUCAUGGAGUUCAAGAAAGCAACUAUCAAUGGACAGCCGUAUGGCGAAGCGUACACGGAGGCUCAAGCUGGCAUGCAGAAACGCCUCGGUGUUGACGUGGAGAAGGAGGCAGCCGAAGCCAGAGCCGAAAUUGCGGAUGCCAAAAUACGUGCGCUCGACGGUCUCAGGAAUAUUCACGACAACCCUUACUUGCAUGACUCCGACCUGACUUUCAUUGCGCCUGACUAUGUCUCUGACUUGGCGGGUGACUCUGGUGAUGAACAGCAAGUGGCGAAUGAGCACUUCAUGCUCUGCCUCGCCCUGUGCCAUACCGUCAUCGCCGAGAAGAUACCCGGAUCUCCGCCAAAGAUGCUGUUCAAGGCACAAUCACCUGACGAGGCGGCCCUUGUCGCAACAGCCCGCGACAUGGGUUUCACGGUGCUUGGCAGCUCUCAGGAGGGCAUCAACCUGAAUGUGAUGGGUGAGGAUCGGUUCUACCCGAUAUUGAACACAAUCGAGUUCAACUCGAGCAGAAAACGUAUGAGCGCAAUUGUACGGAUGCCUGACAACCGUAUUCUGCUCAUCUGCAAGGGAGCGGACAGUAUCAUCUAUUCGCGUCUGAAGCGGGGCGAGCAGCAAGAGCUUCGCAAACUUACCGCAGAGCACUUGGAAAUGUUUGCCCGCGAAGGUUUGAGAACGCUCUGUAUUGCACAGCGAGAACUCACCGAGGACCAAUACGCCACCUGGCGCAAGGAGUACGACGCGGCCGCAGCGGCUCUUGAACAUCGAGAAGAGAAGAUGGAGGAGGUCGCAGAUCACCUUGAGCGCGAAUUGACACUACUUGGAGGCACCGCUAUCGAAGACAGACUGCAAGAUGGUGUUCCCGAUACCAUCGCUCUGCUGGGCGACGCUGGCAUCAAGCUUUGGGUUCUCACUGGCGACAAGGUCGAGACUGCUAUCAACAUUGGUUUCUCCUGCAACCUUCUGAACAACGACAUGGAGCUUAUCCACCUGAAAGUUGACGAAGACGAAACUGGCGAGACACCGGACGAACAUUUCCUCAACAUCUUGGAGCAGGAGCUCGACAAGUACUUACAGGACUUCGGCCUGAAGGGCGACGACGACGACUUGGCCAAGGCCAGGAAGAACCACGAACCACCUGGCCCUACCCACGGCCUGGUCAUUGACGGUUUCUCUUUGAAGUGGGUUCUCCACGAUGCUUUGAAGCAGAAGUUCCUGCUUCUCUGCAAGCAGUGCAAGUCGGUUCUUUGCUGCCGAGUCAGUCCUGCUCAGAAGGCCGCCGUAGUCAACAUGGUGAAGAACGGUUUGGAUGUCAUGACUCUCGCCAUUGGAGACGGCGCCAACGAUGUUGCCAUGAUUCAAGAGGCAGAUGUCGGCGUUGGUAUCGCAGGUGAGGAGGGUCGACAAGCGGUCAUGUCUUCAGACUACGCGAUCGCUCAGUUCCGCUUCCUAUCGCGGCUAGUGCUCGUACACGGUCGAUGGUCGUACCGUCGUCUCGCCGAGACGGUUGCCAACUUCUUCUACAAGAACGUUGUGUGGGUGUUUGGUAUCUUCUGGUACCAAAUUUACUGCGACUUCGACGUUACGUAUAUCUACGAGUACACGUACAUCUUAUUGUUCAACCUCCUUUUCACUUCGGUUCCGGUGGUCGUUAUGGGUGUUCUUGACCAGGAUGUUUCGGACAAGGUCUCUCUGGCUGUACCGCAGCUUUAUCGCCGUGGUAUCGAACGGUUGGAAUGGACACAGACCAAAUUCUGGCUUUACAUGCUUGACGGCGUCUACCAAUCGGUCAUGGUCUUUUACAUUCCGUACUUGGCAGUGAGCAGCACGAGCUUCGUGACGAAGAACGGUCUGAAUAUUGAAGACCGAACGCGACUUGGCGCUUACAUUGCACACCCCGCUGUCUUCGUCAUCAACGCGUAUAUCCUCAUCAACACGUACCGGUGGGACUGGAUCAUGAUCUUGAUUGUAGUCCUCAGCGACCUUAUGAUUUUCAUCGUUACCGGCAUCUACACAGCCACCGAAGGGUCAGUGUUCUUCUAUCAAGCCGCCCCGCAGGUAUACGCCCAAGCAUCGUUUUGGGCGGUCUUCUUCAUUGUACCGGUCAUCAGUCUCUUUCCCCGGUUCGCGAUCAAGGCGAUUCAAAAGGUCUACUUCCCAUACGACGUCGACAUCAUCCGCGAGCAAGAGCGGCAAGGAAAAUUCUCUCGUCUCACGCAGGGCGACGACGCGACGGUUAUUGGGGAGCAGACGGCGAGUAAGACCCCGUCGAACUCGUCGGUCAGCUCGCGCAAGGGUAAGCAUAUACACUAUGCCAGUGUGGAUGAGGACAGAAGGCCAAUCUAUCCACCUUCAGUUGCAACACACACGACGCACAACCCGCGCAGCCAAAACGGCAGCGAUGGCACCAACUACACGGGCCACCGGCAAUCGAUGGACAUGAUGCAAACGCAGUCCCUCGACAUGACCCCUCCGAUGCGAUCCUCCUUCGAACGACCCCGUCCCUCCUACGAUCGAGCCCGACCAUCCUACGAUCGAAUGCGAGCUUCGAUGGACCGCACACGGGCCAGUUUCGAGGCCAGUAACGACUUUACCUCGGCCGCUCGCCUCUCACGGAUAGAGUCUAGCCAGUCUUACAGCGAUCGUUUCCAUCCUAGACGACUACGGGGUCUGUCAUUGACAAAGAGCGCCAACAUGUAGCGGCUGCUCCAGAUCCCGACCGAAUCGAAUCGAAUUCUCCUUGUACUAUAUCCGGCCUGGCCCUCCCGACAGGGCCGUAUUGUUUCUUUUUGCUGUUUUGUUGAUAUCCCCCGAUGCAUCACGAUCUGCAUGAGCGAUCUACGACAUUCCACCUCUCGCACGCCAGCGACUCGAUGCUUUGUCACCCACACACACUCACACACACGCUCGUCACUACUUUUUUCUGUUUGGUUCCGAAUCCAUUGUGUUUUGUUGGUAUUUUUAUUGUGUAGGGAUUCCUACUGCGACGGCGUUUUAGGAGGACAAAGGGAUGGAAGUCUCGGAAGGCAUUUUUGUGCAAGCUUUGGUGUGCAUCCUAGAAUUGAGAGGGGGGCGCCAGGGACCAGUCCAUGCUGAGGGUGCUGGAUGUUCUUCGUCAGGCCCUAGGGCGUUGUGAGUCUGGGCGGACCAAACAAUGUGAUGGCGCACAGCUCUCGCGCUGUUGACGCUUUUUGUACAUACGCGCGAGCAUGAGAAGGGAAAAGAUGCAAAAAAAAACCAAAACAUAAUAGGGGGAAAGCUUGAAGAUGAGCCACACAGACAGAAGCCAAGUGGUAUUUGAAUUGUUACCAAGACCCGUUUCAACUUUGAGUUCCUUGGGUGUUAAACUUGUGACUCCCCU
This is a messenger RNA of Colletotrichum scovillei, 6470 nucleotides long. Its product is annotated as phospholipid-translocating P-type ATPase. Gene Ontology annotation, biological process: phospholipid translocation. The transcript is spliced from 3 exons. The record is from RefSeq and is a predicted model, not a curated record. Gene Ontology annotation, cellular component: plasma membrane. Lineage: Eukaryota; Fungi; Ascomycota; Sordariomycetes; Glomerellales; Glomerellaceae. Gene Ontology annotation, molecular function: ATPase-coupled intramembrane lipid carrier activity; ATP binding; magnesium ion binding. The coding region runs from base 1229 to 5809 and encodes 1526 amino acids.